GGAACUGGGUGAUCUUUAAAGUCCCUUCCAACCCAAACCAUUCUGAAAUUCUAACAGAACUGGCACUGGUUGAAUAGUAAAAACUUCUGGGUAUAUGGCUGUGUAAGAGCAAGUGAAUGGAAUACACUUAAGCAUUCAGGCUUCUAUAAAUCUAAGGUGUAUAUGCUGUCAUGACUUUGUUUCCUUCUUUAGUUAAUGCUUUGAAAUCCCAGGGUAUCACAUGUGAUUGUUGCAGUUAAAUGCCUCAGUGGUAGGAAGCUGUUUGGUUCUUACAGAAUUUUGUGAAAUAAAUUUUUACUUUUUGCUCAGUGCAGAGAACACAACCUUUAAUACAAUUUAAUGUAGAGAUUUUAAAAGAUCUGUAACACUCUUCAGAAGGCUAGACUUAAAAUUCAGUUAAUAACUAGGCAUAACGACAGAAUUGUGUCCACAAGUGCUAAAUAUAUACAGCGCACAGAAUAAUUGAGCCCAUCUGCUUGAUGAAGAUGUUAGAAUUACAGGAAUUUUGUAUAAAAAUCUUUGAACUUUUUUGAAGCUUGGUAUAAAAUCAAUCUUAUAGGGUUAUUUUCCUGCCUAAGUCUGUUGCAUGUUUUGUAAUAGAAUGCUGUAUUAUGUAGAAAAUUUAUAUUGGAAUUCUCUAUUAAAUCAUUCUUUUAGGCAAAGUAUUUUCCGAUCUGUUUCGUUGCACGUUGAAACUUGUUUGAAAUUGCACUGCAGCUCUUAAAAAUGUUGUAUUUGGUAAAUGCACCCAAAAAACCUAACAAGCCAUAAAGUGCUUUUUAAAUGUACACUGGUGUCUAAGCUACUAUCUUAGGAAUUUAGGAUUACACUAUUUUCACUGCGUUUCAUAAUAUGCAUCCAUACUGUCCAAGUACGUGUAUCCAACAGUGUUCCCUUCCCCCAUGAGCUCACAUCGCUGCUUCAGAACUUAACAUAUACAUAGAAGGUUGGUCUCUCUGUAAACAAAGUAUUUGAAUCAAAUAUUAAAUGAAAUUUUGGGGUCAUGCAUUUAAAUUUAAAGCAGACUUUUUGUUUUCUAUAGAAAGCAAUACAUUUUCAAAAGCACUCUUAGUGAAGUUAUGAAAAGAAGAUGAUAUUUUGGAAGUGACCAGACUACUUGUGUCAUAAUUCUCACUUAUCAAGAAACAUUGGUCGUCAUUAACUUUAUAUUUAACUUUUUCAAGACUGGGAGUGUAGUAAAUUUGCAGAUGUCUGUGUUAAACAGAAUUCACAUGGCACAUCCUAAAAGACCUCUGCAGUGGCAUGGCAUUGUUUAGCCUGGCUUCAGCUGUCAUCCCGUGACAGAUCAAGGACACAGGGUUUGAGUAUGAGCACAGUUGAAGAAGAGUCUGACACAGUGACAGUAGAAACCGUGAACUCUGUGACUCUGACUCAGGACACUGAAGGGAACCUUAUACUUCAUUGCCCUCAAAAUGAAACGGAUGAAGUAGACUCUGAAGACAGCACUGAACCUCCACACAAGAGGCUUUGCUUAUCAGAAGAUGAUCAAAGCCUUGAUGAUUCCACUCCAUGCAUUUCUGUUGUUGCUGUUCCAAUUUCAGAAAAUGAUCAGAGCUUUGAGGUGACCAUGACUGCUACCACUGAGGUAGCUGAAGAUGAGAUUAACGAAGGAACUGUUACUCAGAUUCAGAUUCUUCAGAAUGAACAGAUGGAUGAGAUCUCCCCAAUGGGCAAUGAAGAAGUGUCAGCAGUUAGUCAAGCCUGGUUCACAACCAAAGAGGAUAAGGAUUCUCUAACAAAUAAAGGCCAUAAGUGGAAGCAAGGGAUGUGGUCAAAGGAAGAAAUUGACAUUUUGAUGAGUAACAUUGAGCGUUACUUAAAGGCUCGUGGAAUAAAAGAUGCCACUGAAAUUAUAUUUGAAAUGUCAAAAGAUGAAAGAAAAGAUUUCUACAGGACAAUAGCUUGGGGUCUGAAUCGGCCUCUCUUUGCUGUCUAUAGAAGAGUUCUUCGCAUGUAUGAUGACAGAAACCAUGUUGGAAAGUAUACUCCUGAGGAAAUUGAAAAGCUUAAAGAGCUGAGAAUAAAGCAUGGUAACGAUUGGGCCACAAUAGGAGCUGCACUGGGGAGAAGUGCUUCAUCUGUAAAAGAUCGAUGUAGAUUGAUGAAAGAUACCUGCAACACAGGAAAGUGGACAGAGAAAGAAGAAAAAAGACUUGCAGAAGUAGUGCAUGAGUUAACAAGCACAGAACCAGGUGACAUUGUCACACAAGGUGUGUCGUGGGCUGCUGUAGCAGAACGGGUCGGGACACGCUCUGAAAAGCAAUGCCGCUCUAAAUGGCUCAACUAUCUCAACUGGAAACAAAGUGGGGGCACAGAGUGGACCAAGGAAGAUGAAAUAAAUCUGAUCUUGAGGAUAGCGGAACUUGAAGUUUCUGAUGAAAAUGACAUCAAUUGGGAUUUACUAGCUGAAGGAUGGAGUAGUGUCCGCUCACCACAGUGGCUUCGGAGUAAAUGGUGGACCAUUAAAAGACAGAUUGCAAACCACAAAGAUGUUUCCUUCCCUGUGUUGAUAAAGGGUCUUAAACAACUCCAUGAGAACCAAAAAAACAAUCCAGGACACCAGCUUUCGGAGAACAAAUCUGGAAGUGGAUUACCAAACAGUAAUUCCAGUUCAGGAGUUCAGCACGUGCAGAUUCGAGUGGCUCGCCUAGAGGAGAGUGCAGGCAACACACCAAGCCCUGUAGCAGCUUUGCAGAUUCCAGUCCAGAUUACGCAUGUCUCCUCAACUGAUUCCCCUGCUGCUACUGUUGACUCUGAGACAAUAACACUAAACAGUGGAACGCUACAGACCUUUGAGAUUCUUCCAUCUUUCCACCUCCAACCAACUGGAACACCAGGUACAUACUUACUACAGACCAGCUCAAGCCAAGGCCUUCCCUUAACACUGACGACUAGUCCUACCAUGACCCUAACGGCUGCUGCUGCUCCAGCCUCCCCAGAACAGAUCAUAGUUCAUGCCUUAUCGCCAGAGCACUUGUUAAAUACAAGUGACAAUGUCACAGUACAGUGCCACACGCCAAGUGUCAUAAUCCGCACCGUUGCUGCUGAAGAUAUCUCCUCCUCCGUCACUCAGGCAGAACUCAGUGUUGAUUCGGACAUUCAGUCAGCUGACCUGACAGAUCCUCAUGAUACCCUAGAAACAAAUACUUUCCCGGAUGAUAUCCAUCAGUCCAAGCUGAGUGACGAAGAGCCAUCAGCCUACAAUGAAGAUGAUGCCUCCAAAUUCAACAGCAGGAAUAGUAGUGAACUGAUGGAUGGAGUUAUGGUAAGGACUGGGGAGGAGAUUUCAGAUGCCAGCCUGAAACAGGAAGAUUCUCACUCUGAUUUACCCAGCGCCUAUGUUACAGAGGAACUGGGCUCUCCAACAAUAGAAGAACAAGUUGAUCAGCCUACAAUAGAUGAUGAGACUGUGCUUAUUGUUCCUUCUUCUCAUGGUUUUAUCCAGGCAACAGAUGAUAUAGACAGCGAAUCAGUCUUGCCUCUGACAACUCUAACAGAUCCCAUUCUACAGCAUCACGGAGAUGGCUCACACAUUAUUGGCUCAUCACUUGGCAGUCCUGACUCAGAAGAUUCAAAAGAUGUUGAGGAUUUAGUGAGUUGUCACUGAGAGGCAGUAACCGUGUUCAUUUUCUAUUGACCAUGUUUGCAUUGUGAAGUUAGUUACAGCCCUGUGCCGCACUUCCAAAGACAGUAGUCAGUCUGUGUCUUUAACGAGAAACUUCCAGUUUGCAAUGACUACCGUGCACUUUCUCUGCUCAGGCUAUUUACCUCAUUUGUAAAGGGUUAGAGAGCAGCCAACCGAAGCCUGAUGUACUGCAUCUCAGCCAGGGUGUUGCUGUGUCUUAAAGAAUCUGUUGCAGUGCUCACUGCUGGGAUCCACAUGGUCGAUUCUGAUCUGACUUAUUACCGGUGUGCCGAAUUGCACAUGUGAGAAACUGGACAGAAGUCAAGGAUUGUGGACUGUAGCCUCUUAGUGCCGCAGCAAGAAUUAGUUUGCACAUGUUUCAUGAAGAAUGGGUGAGGAUUUCUGCACUUACUGACUCUUGUAAUACAUGGAGUAAGAGACUGUUACAUUUCAGGAAGAAAUGUAUUCCAUCAAAGACUUCAGGGAGCAUGGGCAGCGUCAUGAAGAAAUGGUCUGUAUUCCCAUCUCAUCUGCCUGUUAGUUUGUCUACGGCAUAGGAAGAAGACACAGAUGCUUAUGGGACUUGCCUGAUCUGCUUGUUCCCGAGGAGUCCGUUGCUGGCAACGGAUAGAGCUCAGAAAGAUCACUUGUGGAAUUUUUUUAAUGUUAUUUUUUAUUUUUUCUUUCUUUCAUCACUACAGCAAGCUGAAUAAAAAGGGAAGGGCUAUGAGAAAGGGAAGCUACUGGGACCCACCAGCCUCCCCCGGCAAGCUUGUAACUGCUUUGAAGAUUGUUGUGAGUAGGCUGGAACAUUUGCCUCUCUCGCUGUUUACAUGACACUACCAGCCACCUCUCCAGAGGUGAUUUGUGCGGCAAGUUAGUAGUUGGGUGGUGAGGUAGAGGUGGCAAAGUCUUGGAGAAAUUGUUGUGGGAGAAUUUAGGCAUAGGGCCUCGAGGCAAAGGAAGAGCCAAGCAAUUCCUACAUGCAAGGGUUGAAACAGAUACUAGGCUGAGCAACAGCCUGUUAGCUAGGGAUGGAGAGAAAAAGCUAUAGAAACUAAAGACUUGUGUAUAAAUUAUUUUAUUUAUUUCUGUAAUUAGCUCUUCAUAAUUAAGAGUUGGUCUUUUUCAGUCUGUGGUUUUGUUAAUGUGAAAAAUAAGUUGUAGUUUCAAAUGGUUGCCUAGGGAACAGAGAUAAUUGUAUAUUCAGUUUAAACAAAAUAAAGAGUAUUUGUCUUACAUAACUGUAAGAUGCCAUUUAUUUAUACUGCUACAGAUCCUUGCAAUGCUGCAGUUUUUGUACAGUAAUAAAAAAUGCAGUUUUUUCCAAAAUGAAAAAGCUUGUGCCAUUCUGAAACAUCAGUACAACUGGAAUGUUCAUUAAGUGCAACAGUAGCUCUUCAAAAAAAAGCAGAAUAUCACGUCUUAAUGGCAAUAAUUCUCCCCAACAAGAGGGACAUUACAUAUACAUUUACAUGAAAAUCAUGUACUGGUUUAGCCUUGCACAACCCACUUCUUUCCUCUCAGGCAGAUAGUCCUCACUGCAAUGUCUCGAGUAGAGCUGAGAGCUGAGCUGAAAG
Messenger RNA from Cuculus canorus (common cuckoo), 5226 nucleotides. It is a transcript of the gene DMTF1, whose product is annotated as cyclin D binding myb like transcription factor 1. Gene Ontology annotation, cellular component: nucleus. The record is from RefSeq and is a predicted model, not a curated record. Gene Ontology annotation, biological process: regulation of transcription by RNA polymerase II. The coding region runs from base 1328 to 3628 and encodes 766 amino acids. The transcript has 17 exons. Lineage: Eukaryota; Metazoa; Chordata; Aves; Cuculiformes; Cuculidae. Gene Ontology annotation, molecular function: DNA-binding transcription factor activity, RNA polymerase II-specific; RNA polymerase II cis-regulatory region sequence-specific DNA binding.